Myxocyprinus asiaticus (Chinese sucker) is the source of this 5239-nucleotide messenger RNA. RefSeq names its product glucosidase II alpha subunit a (gene ganaba). The coding region runs from base 1939 to 4065 and encodes 708 amino acids. The transcript has 20 exons. Gene Ontology annotation, biological process: carbohydrate metabolic process; N-glycan processing. The record is from RefSeq and is a predicted model, not a curated record. Gene Ontology annotation, molecular function: carbohydrate binding; glucan 1,3-alpha-glucosidase activity. Gene Ontology annotation, cellular component: glucosidase II complex. Lineage: Eukaryota; Metazoa; Chordata; Actinopteri; Cypriniformes; Catostomidae.
CCCUUCUUAACUGUGUGUGUGGAUGCACCUGAUUUUGCACUUAAGCUUAAAAGUCACAGGUUUACAAUGUUUCUUUAUUAAAUGUUCUUAAUGUGUGUAUAUUUAUCAUUUAUUAGUAAUGUUUCAGUUUUAUGCGUCAAUAGAGUUUUAAUAUCUGCAAAUCCCAAGAACAAUAAAUUUUUUUUGUCAAAUUUUCUAAUACAAGUACACUAAUGAUAAACCUAAUCUUACUGUCUAAAGGUAUUCCAUAUUUCAUAUAACAUAUUCCUCAGUAUAUUAAAAAUGUGUGUUUUAUGUGAUAUAUAUAUUUUUUGAAAAUAUAUAUAAUUUUUUUCUCCCCAAUUUGGAAUGCCCAAUUCCCAAAGUCCUCGUGGUGGCGUAGUGACUCACCUCAUUCCGGGUGGCGGAGGACGAAUCUCAGUUGCCUCCGUUUCUUAGACCGUCAACCCGCGCAUCUUAUCACAUGGCUUGUUGAGCACGUUACCGCGGGGACAUAGCGCGUGUGGAGGCUUCACGCUAUCCACCACGGCAUCCAUGCACAACUCACCACACGCCCCACCGAAAGCGAACCACAUUCUAGCGACCACGAGGAGGUUACCCCAUUUCACUCUACCCUCCCUAGCAACCGGGCCAAUUUGGUUGCUUAGGAGACCUGGCUGGAGUCACACAGCAUACCCUGGAUUCGAACUCGCGAACUCCAGGGGUGGUAGUCAGUGUCUUUACUCGCUGAGCUACCCGGGCCACAUGUUUUAUAUGAUAUUAAAAUACUAUUGAUGGCAACUAAAGUAACAUGUUAUCUGUAAAUGAGUAGUUUACCGAUCCCACCAAUGAAACCAAUGUAAACAAAAAUUCUGGCACAUUAUUAACAUAAAUAUAGAAUUAACAACACAGCCUGAUCAGUGAUAGCUGCUGGUUUUGCAUUGAUUAAGGUGGUAUAGCUAUUAGCUUUGUAAAAACAUCACAAAUAAACUAUUUGGAAAACUAUUUUUUCUUCUCCAAAAAAUACUUUUACUGGACAUUGGGUAUAAUCCGAUACAUAGAGAUAAUACAUUCUGAAUAUUAAUAUUCUGAAUAUUUUAAUGUUUGCCAUUUUAAACCAAACAAACCCAACCAAAUCAGUUGUUUUGUCUUAGAAUCGAAUAUGUCUCUUAAAGUCCCUCUCCAUUCACAGGUUUAACCCCUAAAAACUCAUCUUUAUUUAAUUUUUUUUCCAUGAAAAUAAUCCCUUCAUGCCUUAAAAUGGCUUGGAUAUAACUCUACACCUUUGCCUCAUUUAGUAUGCACAGAUCUAUGAAUAUGCAAAUUAGUCCCGCCUCAUCUCCACUCACCCCUGCACUGCUUACCUGCAGCUCAGGCUCACUGUGUCCCCAUGAUAAAUUGAUGGAACCGUGUUGAGCUUCAAAAUAAGUUUAGUGGCAAAACCCAUCUGUUUUUGGGUAAAAUUUUCAAAACAGUUCUCUGGAAAAUGACUACUGCAAACCCGAGUUUUCUCUGGAAGUUUUGGUGGGACAGUACGAUUUUUCCAAAUAAACUGCACUCAUUUAUCUCAGAUUUUCAGAUCCUUUGGUAAUACAUGAAGGCUCACCAGUUGUCCUUUCGCAACUUUGCAUCCGAUAUGUAGCUCCACCUGGCUUCUCCUAAUACCCUUGCUUUGCCGUAGCGUAUGCUACUGUUAUGGAAAGCCCCACCCCGCAAGUUGACAGGAUUGGUUUCUUAGGUUUGUGACGUAUGAAACACUGGCUGUCUGAAUCCGUGUUUUUGAGAUUGUCUUUGGUACACUGCAGUUCCAAGGCGAAAAUGCUCAGCCAUGGCGUUGACUGCUGAUUUCACUCAUGUAAAAGUGAAUCAGAUUCGGAGCAAGAUGCAGUGCAGAAGAACGUGGAGCAGCGAGCGGAAGAGAAGGAUGGACAGAAAAAAGAAGAAGAGGAUAAGCCUGGCAUGUGGGAGGAAACAUUUAAAUCUCACAGUGAUUCAAAGCCCAAUGGUCCAACAUCUAUUAGUUUAGAUUUUUCCCUACCUCGGGUGGAACAUGUCUAUGGCAUUCCAGAACAUGCGGACACCCUCAAACUAAAAAGCACAGAUGGGUCAGACCCGUAUCGGCUUUACAACUUGGAUGUUUUCCAGUAUGAGUUGCACAAUCUAAUGGCUCUGUAUGGGUCAGUUCCUGUGCUCAUAUCUCACAGUACUGAGCGCACCAUGGGCAUCUUCUGGCUUAAUGCAGCAGAGACAUGGGUGGACAUCAGCUCAAAUACUGCAGGAAUGGGCUCCAGUGAAGCUCCUCAGACUGAUGUACGCUGGAUCUCUGAGAGUGGCAUUAUUGAUGUCUUUAUCAUGCUGGGACCCAAACCUACUGAUGUUUUCACUCAAUAUGCUUCACUUACAGGCACUCAGUCAUUCCCUCCGCUCUCAGCACUGGCGUACCAUCAGUGUCGCUGGAACUAUAACGAUCAGGAGGAUGUGAAGGCUGUUGAUCAGGGCUUUGAUGAUCAUGACAUUCCCUAUGACUUCAUCUGGCUGGACAUUGAGCACACAGAUGGAAAGCGCUACUUCACUUGGGACCCCAUCAAGUUCCCCCAGCCCAAAGACAUGCUGCAGGGCUUGAUGGACAAAAAACGCAAGCUAGUGGCCAUUGUGGACCCUCACAUUAAGGUGGACAGUAGCUACAAGAUUCACAAUGAGAUUCGCUCGAAAAACUUCUAUGUCAAGAACAAAGAUGGAGGAGACUAUGAAGGCUGGUGCUGGCCAGGUAAUUCUGGCUAUCCUGACUUCACUAACCCUGAGAUGAGAGUGUGGUGGUCCAGCAUGUUUGCCUAUGACCAGUAUGAGGGAUCCAUGGAGAAUCAGUACAUCUGGAACGACAUGAAUGAGCCAUCUGUGUUUAAUGGGCCUGAGGUGACCAUGCACAAAGACGCUCGUCAUGGUGUUUGGGAGCAUAGGGAUGUUCACAACGUUUAUGGCCUCUAUGUGCAAAAGGCGACUGCAGACGGACUGAUUCAGCGUUCAGGAGGAAUGGAGAGACCGUUUGUUCUGACUCGAGCGUUUUUUGCGGGGUCACAGCGUUAUGGUGCGGUGUGGACAGGAGAUAAUGCAGCUGAAUGGGGUCAUCUGAAGAUCUCCAUCCCCAUGUGCUUGAGUCUGGGUUUAGUGGGCAUCUCUUUCUGUGGAGCUGAUGUUGGUGGUUUCUUUAAGCAUCCCAGCACAGAGCUCUUGGUGCGGUGGUACCAGGCGGGAGCUUAUCAGCCGUUUUUCCGUGCACACGCUCACCUGGACACCCCCCGCAGGGAGCCCUGGCUGUUCGGCCCAGAGAACACUGCACUUAUCCGGGAGGUGCUGCGCCAGCGAUAUGCCCUCCUGCCUUAUUGGUACCAGCUAUUCUACAAUGCAUACCGCACCGGACAGCCAGUUAUGAGACCUUUAUGGGUGGAGUAUCCUGAGGAUGUUGCUACUUUCUCAAUUGAGAACGAGUAUUUGCUUGGGAAGGAUUUGCUGGUGCACCCUGUUACUGAUGAGGGGGCUAGAGGCGUUACUGCCUACCUGCCUGGGAAGGGCGAGGUUUGGUACGAUGUUCACACAUUCCAGAAACAUGAUGGGUCUCAGAGUCUCUAUAUUCCUGUCACCAUGAGCUCAAUCCCAGUUUUCCAGCGAGGAGGGUCUAUUAUCUGCAGGAAGGACCGUGUAAGGAGAUCUUCCUCUUGUAUGGAGAAUGAUCCAUAUACCCUCUAUGUGGCUCUCAGUCCACAGGACUUUGCUGAAGGAGAGCUGUACAUUGAUGACUUCCAUACAUUCAGCUUUGAAAAGGAGAAGCAGUUUAUCCACAGGCAUCUGUCUUUCUCUGCCAAUACACUGUCCUCCAGAAAUCUGGCCCCAGACUCUCAUUUCUCCACUGGCUCAUGGAUAGAGAAGAUUGUCAUUAUUGGAGGCAGCGGGCCAUCUUCUGUCACUCUGAGAAACGCAGAUGGUAUAGAGUCAGCUGUAGAGUUUGAGUUUGACUCUGCGACUGCAGUAUUAACUCUACGCAAGCCAGGGGUCAAUGCAGGGGCAGACUGGACCGUCCUUCUGCGGUAACACAAGGAUGGACACACAAACAACAGGUGGAAGAACAGCACUUAGAUGACCAGAUGCACGAACAUAAAAAAAAAAAAAAAAAAAGUCCAGACGGAAAACGGAAAUGAGCAGAGGAAAUAAUUGAGAUUUGAAUGUUUUUAAGAUGAACUGUUGACAGUAUGAUUUAUGAUAAAAAUGAAUGGAAAAUAUGUAUUGGUGAUGUUUGUUUGAGGAAAUUGUAGGGGACCAGAAAUUAGAGAAAUUUUUAAAAACACACUCUCUUAAACGUCACAUGAUUCAGUUCACAUGAUAGGCUGCGAAUAUUAGCAUUUUUCCUUUAAAUUUAGCAAUUUAAUAAUUGGUUGGAAGUUAAAACAGAGAAAAUAUAGAGGAAGUUUUGUUUUUUUUGUCUCAGGUCAUAAAGUAUUUUGGAAUUUUCACCUCCAGGAAUGCAAAACAUUUUACACUGAGAAACUAUUAUAUUUUCAUAUUGGAUUAUUGACUGUGCUACUUAAUUUUAUUUGUUUUUAAAUUGGUUCAUAUAGGAAAACUCAUUCAUAAAGGGAUUGGGUUGGGACUUCCUGCCAUUAAAAGCAUCACAAGUAAUUUGUGGCCAGUUUUUGUAGGACAUAUUAGGCUUGGUGUUGAUGUCAAGUAAAUAAAGUGUAUACAUAUGAAAAUGAAGUAAUAUUGCCCACAUUAACCCUUAAACAAAUGAGCCAAUGAAAAAUAAACGAGGACCUUUUUUAUUUUAAGCUUUGAAGAUUAUUUGUUUUUUGGGGGUAAUUCUUUUCAAAGAUACAUCUGUGCUAUUACAUAUUACUUUGUUUACUUGAACAUGUUCUAGAGCCCAGGAGUGAUCAAUUAGGAAAAGUAUUUAGUAGCAGGGUUUUUAAAUCUGGAUCCUGAAAGUUAAAACAGGCUUCAAUAGUGACUUCUAGGUUUGUUUGCUAAUGUUUGAAAUAGAAUAAAGGGUUGGUACAAUGACAGAUGUGACCUAAACAUUCUGAAAGAUGAAAUAAUCCAAUUGAUUUCAACAUUAUGAAGUCUGAAAUGAAAACUGAAAUGACUUUCUGAAAGGUGUAAAAGAAAAUGGACAAAGAAAUAGUAUUGCUUACUUGAUAACAUGAAAAGUGUUGUCAUUUUAAAGCUAUCUGGCUUAGGAAAGAGUUGGUGAAAUAAAAGGCUACAUUUC